UGUUUUUUCACUCUACUGAAACGGUUCUUCCUUUGCAUGGUUUUAGUUCACCGUUAUGCUCCAGAGUAGCCUACGUUCCAAAGUUUUGUAUAUAUUUGCUUAUAAUAGAUUAUUGCUUAGUACUUUGUAGCUGCCUGGCAGCCCUAAAAUAUUGCAAAUGGUGCCGAAACGGUUAACGCAAGAAGCGCCUUUUUCGCAAACAUUUUUCAAUUCCCUCAUUCUCAUUUGAGUUUAGCUUUCAUUCGGUUGAGUUUGACUCUGUGCGCGUGUGAAUUAAGAAUUUUAAAAAUAUUUCAGCGUGUUUAACUGUCCUUCGGUUUGACUUCGGUGCUUAUUUAAUUUAAGCGUGCGACUCAGAUUGUUUUUAGCGCUCGCUUUAAAUUCAAAGGCAGACCAAAGGAGUGUGUAUUUCAAAAAAUUCCAAGACUCUGCGCAACCCAAUUUUCGUUUUUAUACAACUAAACGCUAGUUAAGAAAACUAUUCGAAACAUGAGUGAUUGGGAAGAUGAGCCAGUGGCCAUUGCACCGGCAGCACCUGUUGCAAUUUCAAGUGCUAAUGAUGAUGACUGGGGAGAUACUCCGUCGGUCACCAAAAAAAAUGAUUCCGAAUGGGGUGGUGGCGGCGGCGGUGGCGGUAAUGGCUAUCGCGGACGUCGCGAUGGUGAAGAAGGCGGAGGAGGUGGUUAUCGUGGACGUCGAAAUGAUGAUGGCGGCGAUGGUGGCGGCCGCGGUGGAGGUUUUAAUCGCGAUGGAGGAGAUCGUGGUGGUCGACGCCGCGAUGACGGUGAAGGCGGUGGUGAGCGUCGUCGACGUGAUGAUGGCGAAGGGGGUGGUGAGCGUCGUCGUCGCGAUGAUGGAGGUGGCGAUUUUAACAAUAACGAAGGAGAAGAUGGCGAGAAAAAAGCGAGGGAGUUCUACAUACCACCAGAACCCACAACUAAUGAAACUGAACUAUUUAGCACUGGCAUCUGUUCAGGCAUUAAUUUCUCCAAAUAUGAUAAUAUACCAGUUAAAGUAACUGGUGAGAAUGUGCCACAGGCUAUAAAGGACUUUGAAGGCGCUGGCUUGCGUCAAAUUGUGGUGGACAAUGUUGUCAAGUCUGGGUACAAGGUUCCCACGCCUAUUCAGAAGGUAGCGAUACCAGUCAUUGCAGAUGGACGCGAUUUAAUGGCCUGCGCUCAAACAGGUUCCGGCAAAACGGCUGCUUUUCUGUUGCCCAUUCUGAGCAACUUACUCGAUAAGAGUCAAGAUCUUGAAAUCGGCAAGCCACAGGCCGUAAUUGUAUCUCCUACUCGAGAGCUGGCCAUUCAGAUAUUUAAUGAGGCGCGUAAAUUUGCCCAUAGCUCUUAUUUGAAGAUAAGCAUCGUUUAUGGCGGCACCUCGGUGAAGUAUCAGAACGAAUGCGUUGCCAAAGGAUGCCAUGUGCUGAUUGCUACUCCGGGUCGUCUCCUGGACUUUGUUGAUCGCGCAUUUAUUAUGUUCUCGGACACGCGCUUUGUUGUGCUGGAUGAGGCCGAUCGCAUGCUGGACAUGGGCUUCUCUGAGAGCAUGCGCAAAAUUAUUAAUCAUCCAACCAUGCGUCAGGAGCAUCAGACAUUGAUGUUCUCAGCCACUUUUCCCGAGGAGAUACAACGUUUGGCUGGCGAAUUUUUGACCAAUUAUAUAUUUGUAACCAUUGGCGUUGUCGGUGGUGCCUGCUCCGAUGUGCAGCAAACCAUCUAUGAGGUGAACAAGUUCAACAAGCGCUCCAAGCUAAUGGAAAUAUUGCGUGAGUCCGCCGAUGGUACCAUUGUCUUUGUGGAGACCAAGCGUGGAGCUGACUUCUUGGCCUCAUUUUUUUCGGAAACUGAGUUUCCUACGACUUCGAUUCAUGGCGAUCGUUUGCAGAGUCAGCGCGAGCAGGCCUUGCGUGACUUUAAGAAUGGUACCAUGAAAGUGCUCAUUGCCACCUCAGUGGCAUCGCGUGGACUUGAUAUAAAGAAUAUCAAACAUGUUAUUAACUAUGACAUGCCCAGUAGCAUUGACGACUAUGUGCAUCGCAUUGGACGCACUGGACGUGUGGGCAACAAUGGUCGUGCCACCUCGUUCUUUGAUCCUGACAACGAUCGUGCGCUUGCUGGGGAUCUUAUUAAAAUUUUGAAAGGAUCUGGCCAAACCGUGCCUGAUUUUCUCAAUGAAAUGGGAGGUGGCGGCAACUAUACCGGCUCUAGCUUCGGCGGCAUUGAUGUUCGUGGUCAUGGUGAUACCGGGGCUGCUACCAACUUGGAAGCUGAACAGGAAUGGGACUAAACUUGACAUAUAACUUGUAUCGACGAAACA
Drosophila busckii is the source of this 2319-nucleotide messenger RNA. RefSeq names its product ATP-dependent RNA helicase vasa. Gene Ontology annotation, cellular component: P granule; nucleus. The record is from RefSeq and is a predicted model, not a curated record. Gene Ontology annotation, molecular function: ATP binding; RNA helicase activity; RNA binding. The transcript has 9 exons. NCBI's taxonomy places the organism in Eukaryota, Metazoa, Arthropoda, Insecta, Diptera, Drosophilidae. Gene Ontology annotation, biological process: cell differentiation; gamete generation. The coding region runs from base 490 to 2289 and encodes 599 amino acids.